Molecule: messenger RNA, 558 nt
Organism: Saccharomyces cerevisiae S288C
Lineage: Eukaryota; Fungi; Ascomycota; Saccharomycetes; Saccharomycetales; Saccharomycetaceae
Gene: RRT13
Product: Rrt13p
Exons: 1
Coding region: 1-558 (185 amino acids)
Source: RefSeq, marked reviewed
AUGAAAUGUCUAUAUAUCUUGAGUGGACAUACGGAUCGUAUUUAUUCGACAAUCUACGAUCAUGAAAGAAAAAGGUGCAUCUCUGCCAGUAUGGAUACCACUAUUAGAAUUUGGGAUUUGGAAAAUAUAAGGAAUAAUGGAGAAUGUUCCUACGCAACAAAUUCAGCAUCGCCAUGCGCCAAAAUACUUGGUGCUAUGUACACUUUGCGGGGUCACAGAGCCCUAGUCGGUUUAUUGGGAUUAUCCGAUAAAUUUUUAGUCAGUGCUUCUGUAGACGGUUCAAUAAGGUGUUGGGACGCUAACACUUACUUUCUGAAGCACUUUUUCGAUCACACGCAGUUGAAUACAAUCACCGCAUUGCACGUUUCUGAUGAGGUAUUAGUGAGUGGAUCUGAAGGUUUGCUCAAUAUUUAUGAUUUAAAUAGUGGGCUGUUAGUCCGUUCAGAUACAUUGAGUGGUGCUGAUAAUGUUUGGAACGUUAGUUUUAAGGACAACACACUUGUGGCAGCGGUAGAACGAGACAAGCGAAAUCUUUUAGAAAUUUUGGACUUUAGUUGA